AUGGCAUCUCAGAAAUCCGACAACUCCGACUCUCGCACCGUCACCGCCCCGUCGGCCACCACCACCACCACCACCACCACUGCAAGCACCGGCCUCACCACCCCACCCUCCCCUAUGCUCGAUUGGCUCCACUUUAAUUCCAUUCCCAAGGAAAAUGAGGCUGAGAGCUCUGCUUCCCGAAAUCCUGGAAAUCAGUAUCCGUGCGCAUACUGUCCACGCCUCUUUUCAAACUCUCAGGCAUUAGGCGGCCAUCAGAAUGCACACAAAAAAGAGAGGAUGGCCACUAAAAAGGCCCUGAAAUCUAAACCAAAUGCAAGCCAAUGCCUCCAAAACAUCGUCCCUGCGCCACCUAGCUCGACCAUGAGGUACGUGAACCCGUAUGAACAAGCACAGAUGCAGCAAUGGGCUUGGGCUCACUACGCUGCGGUGGCCCAUAACUUUAGCCGAAGCAACAUGUCCGGAAACGAAAGAGGAGCCAGUGCUUCUCCAUUGAUGCUUAAUGCGAUGGAAGUGGGAUAUAAUGCACCAGGUAUUGCCCCGACUGUAAGCCCCAAUGAUCAGUCGAGGGCUGAGACGGUCGAUCUGACGCUGAAACUCGCAAGUAAUGUGGAGCCAAUCGAUCUAACUCUGCAUUUGUGA
Molecule: messenger RNA, 639 nt
Organism: Amborella trichopoda
Lineage: Eukaryota; Viridiplantae; Streptophyta; Magnoliopsida; Amborellales; Amborellaceae
Biological process (GO): trichome differentiation; gibberellic acid mediated signaling pathway; trichome morphogenesis
Cellular component (GO): nucleus
Molecular function (GO): transcription cis-regulatory region binding; DNA-binding transcription factor activity
Source: RefSeq, a predicted model, not a curated record